Cercopithifilaria johnstoni is the source of this 852-nucleotide messenger RNA. Lineage: Eukaryota; Metazoa; Nematoda; Chromadorea; Rhabditida; Onchocercidae. The record is from the annotation of a GenBank genome assembly.
AUGGAAGUGGCAUAUCGCUAUGGUGAACAAAUUGAAACUACUGUUGAAACAAUGCGACGCCGAUGCCUUGCGAUUUACGAUGGUACAAUAACUCUGGGACAGAAAGGAGUGCGAGCUGCAGAAAAGUUACGCGAAUACGCCGAACCGAUUAUUUAUGACAUUUCUGAGAGCGUGCAAACUGCAAUACAGGACUUGAGUCCACUGGAUGCAGGUGAUAGAGAAUUUCGCAAUAAUUUAUUGGAAUUAUACUUGAGCUGCUCUGUCCUUUCAAUUGGAAUCAGUGCAGGAGAAAUUUCUGGUACGCUUUUGCUAGGGAUGCUCUACAGAAAAAUAUUUGAUUGGUGGUGGGAACUGUUGCUGGUAAUCUUAUUGCCAUAUUAUGUUUAUCUUACAUUUAGAAAAAAUGCAGCACUGGACGAAACUGAAAGACGUGUCAACUUAUUUGGCUUGGGUCUUGCGAUCGGCUCGUGUACAGGGCACAUGAUGGGAUAUCGGCUAAUUUCGACCCUUCCGUCAGUCAAUUUUAUCCAGCCAUUCAUCUUAGCGCUGAUGGUGGAUCCAGAACUUUCCCCAUCAACCGUAUAUUCGCCACGGCAAAAUUUAUUAGCUGCAAGCAUAGGCGCAGGUGUCGCCGCAGCUACUUUACUUGGCAUGAUCCAUGGCCUGUCGUUCUGUAUUAUCUUAUCAAUUGUUACACAAGCUGUAUUUCUCGCUACUCAUUUCCAGGUCGUGCUGCAUACAAUGAAAAACAAAUCAUAUGGAGUCGGAGAAGCUCAAUUGUGCUAUGUGCUCGGAUCGAUAAUCAGCCAAAUCCCGCUAGCAAUUGUGUUCGGUACUAGUACUGCUAAAUAA